Messenger RNA from Esox lucius (northern pike), 2054 nucleotides. It is a transcript of the gene trmt10c, whose product is annotated as tRNA methyltransferase 10C, mitochondrial RNase P subunit. Gene Ontology annotation, molecular function: tRNA binding. The transcript has a single exon. The coding region runs from base 311 to 1939 and encodes 542 amino acids. Gene Ontology annotation, cellular component: nucleus; mitochondrion; nucleoplasm. Lineage: Eukaryota; Metazoa; Chordata; Actinopteri; Esociformes; Esocidae. Gene Ontology annotation, biological process: positive regulation of mitochondrial translation; mitochondrial tRNA 5'-end processing. The record is from RefSeq and is a predicted model, not a curated record.
AUAAAGUUGAACAGGUUUCCAACGUGACCUUUCGAAAUUGCUCGAUAAUCGACAAGCGUGUAUGUAAAAUUAUAUUCAGACGGACAUUAAUUUAAGGCAUCAAAUGUAAUACUACUGCGAUGAUAUGACAUUUUCCGUUCUUGGCUAGAGUGGAUCUACAAUUCCCCCUGUGUGAUUAUUUGGUGGCAAUGGAAAACAUUGUUUUCUCUUACACGGUACAUUCUCUCUGGUUGGACCGUUUUGUGACUUUCGGAUAAGGACUUGAGUGUUGAUAUCUGGAUAGGACACGCAUUUUUUUCAAACUGUAGAAAUGAUGAGAUUUAUCUCUCCGUCACUGUUAAAGGAACUCCGCCAGAGUCUCCCGCUUGUACACACUAUCGCCAAGAAACACGGAGUGUCUAAAUUGACAUCAUUUACCUUUUCUCUACCACCCAACCUCUCGGUACCCCUAAUUCGUUUAGUGUAUACAGGGUUCGCGCUGAGAAACGAUGUCCCUAAAGCAGAGGAGACUGAAGAGAAACUGGACCUGGACAUAUGGAAAUCCGUGAUGAUGUCUCAAGUACCAUUGGUGGAGGAGAAACAAGUAGAGGAGGAAGAGGGAGACAGCGAUUCUGCUAAUUCAGAACCAGGAGGAGGUGCAGCAUCAGAGAAGGAUGUCAGCUCCACACUGGAGAGCACCAGAGAGCUUGUGGUCAUGUGGCGUCACGCUGGGAAGCUGGUCCCAGAAAACAUGACUGACGAGGAGCUUGGGGUCCUGGCUGGGCUCGAAACGAAGUCCUCGAAGAAGAAGUACCUGAAAUACCUGGCCAUCAAGGAGAACCAAAAGAAGAGCCGUAAGGAGAAGCAGAAGCAGAAGGCGGAGAAGAGCGGGAGGUUCCUGGAGGACGACAGGAUCGGCCCUGGUGCUCCGAGAGGGGAGGAUGGGGGAGAGCUGAAGAACACAUUCCUGCUCCGGUUCUGGACCAGUUCCCUGGACAAGCUGCUGGGCUGGAAGUCUGCCCAGGCUAUGCGGUUCGGCCAGCCGCUGGUGUUUGACAUGAGCUACGACCAGCACAUGGCCCGGCGAGAGGUGGAGAACACUGUGUCCCAGCUGCUGGAGGUGGAGGGGUGGAAUCGCCGCGCCCCGGACCCCUUUCACCUCCACUACUGUAACCUGCAGCCGGGUGGCGGCUACCGUAGGGAGCUGGUGAAGCGGUACGGCGCCGAGACCUGGGAGAACCUGCUCGUCACCUGUACGGAGAAACAGCAUGUGGACCUGUUCCCGCGGGAGGACCUGGUCUACCUGACGGCCGACUCCCGCAACAUCCUCCGCACGUUCGACCACUCCAAAGUCUACGUGGUGGGCUCGAUGGUGGACCGCUCCAUCCAACCAGGGCUCUCCCUGGCAAACGCCAAGCGGCUGAAGCUCAACACGGCCCGCCUUCCGCUGGACGAGUUCCUGCAGUGGGACUGCGGCGCCAAGAACCUGACCCUGGACCAGAUGAUACGCAUCCUGCUGACGCUGAAGGAGACCGGGCGGUGGGAGGAGGCGCUGGAGCACGUGCCCAAGAGGAAACACGAUGGAUUCUACCGCCAGGUGCCGGACCGAGACGGCCCGGGCCAUAGGGAUUCCGACAGAACCAGAGGGUUUAGUGAGAGAGGCAGAGACCCCUGGCUCAGAGAUGGUGACAGAGGGUUCAGGGGUGUGGACCGAAAGAAACCCUUUGACAGGAGGGACAGAACAUUCAGAAGGACGGAUGAAGACGGCAUGGAGGAGUGGCGACAGAGAAUGUGUGGUGGACCCCGAGAAAGGACCGGGGACAGGAUGGCAGAGGGCAGACAGGCACAUCCUACAGCUGAUGGAGGCAACAGCAGGAUACAGCCUUCAAUGAAAACCAAAAUGGAGAACAGGGGGAGUUCUGCCAAGGGUGGGAAGAGGUACUGGGAAGAGGAGGAGUAGCUUUGUCUGACGGAAAGACAUUUGUUAGGUGUUCUUGUUGCAUUGAUUGAUGUGGUUCUGCAGGAAUAAGAAGCACUUGUAAAGGCCUUGAAUAUAAAAAUGUUGAUGUAACUAU